This is a messenger RNA of Vollenhovia emeryi, 1759 nucleotides long. RefSeq lists its product as uncharacterized. The record is from RefSeq and is a predicted model, not a curated record. Bases 157 to 966 code for a protein of 269 amino acids. Lineage: Eukaryota; Metazoa; Arthropoda; Insecta; Hymenoptera; Formicidae. The transcript is spliced from 5 exons.
GGCGUCCGCAUCGCGAGGAUGCCGGGGAGAGAAAGCGAGAGAGAGAGAGAGAGAGAGAGAAUGCGGGUUCCAAGGGUGCACGUCUGGCAGUAACGAGUCGGGGGACGCGAGCGUCGCGUUGGAGGCGUCGCCCUGGGCGCCGCCGUCCGAGAGCAGAUGGAGCCGAGUCGCGUGCCCCGGGGCCCCGCUUCGCGCCUCGUCUUCCUCCUCGUCACCCUCGUGCUGACCGUCGCAGCCACGGGGCUCCUGUGCGGCGCGAUAAUGUCAGAUCACUGGGAGGAGAUCAGCUGGAACAAGGAGGACCUGGUCCACGCGAACGUCAAUCUCACGUGGUACAUGAACGGUCGGGUCGCAAGGCUGGAGUCUUCCAUUAAUCAUCGAAAUAAGCAUCGCGUCGCCAAAAGUUCCUUCCUAGUUCCCAUGCACAGCGGGAUUUGGAUUAUGUGUGUUUCAUUGUCAGAGGAAGACUUACAGCUGCUAAGUCAGGUGGGUUUCCCGCAAAAGAGAUGCGUCAAUCACUUGUCGCCGAGUGAGGCGCACGAGGAAACGCGCGGAGUUUGGCAAAAUCGAAUGCAAAAUCUAAGUAUCUCGUGCGCCCUGGUGUGCCUGAUCAUUUUAGGAUGCGCUGCAUUUAUAGGAUUUUUCGGACUAUGCAGGCAUCAGAUAUCGGCCGUCCUCGUGACAGGAGUGAUGUACCUCCUUGCAGCAACGUUCGCGCUGUUCACGCUCACGAUCAUCUACUUCAAGAGGGUCCAGGACCGCGGGACCAAGCCAAUAGCGGGCGGGCCCGAGGACGGCGUGAUCGGCAUGCCUGUUCUCCGCGUCCUGAAGGCCAGGAGAGUCACCACCGCGUGGAGCAUGGACCUGGGAUGGGGUGGAGUCACCCUCUGUGCCCUCGCGUCGGUGGCCUGGAUCCUCCUCAGCAAGAUCAUGCGCUUCAGCCCGAUCGCUGCCAUGAUAGCGUAGCGAUGGGACGCCUUCGAGGUCUAAAAGGUCGUUUCCGCGAGUCACGAUACUUCGGUGCACCGCGCUCCUUUUCGGCGACACUUUGCUGAUCGACGCGUCGAGUUGGCGCAGGAGAUUUGUUCCGCGAUCGAGCUGUUGCUUCAAUCCUUCGCGAGAGAGACAUUUUCAUACGGUUCUCGAAGACCGCGCGCUCUAACUUCUAGGCAGAUACGACGAACUGUUUGCGCCAACUUAAUUAAUCUCGAGUGUCCGCUGAGUCAUUACACUUAAUUAGAUUCCAAGAACAUGAAUUUCCGAGAUUUAGGAUAUUCUUCACGCCCAGGAAUCGAAACCUUGAAAAGGAUCGCAAAUUGGACGAUACUUCUUGAGAAAGUUGAGUCCAGAAAUGACCACCUCGAAGGCAGCCAUCUCCCGGUGCCUAUUUAUAAUUGAUCUCGUUUGCAUAAAUAUUCCAACUGAAGGAACAUGAGUUCGUCAAGAAGACAAAAGGAUUUGAUUAGAGCGUACAAACGAUUAAUCGACGCUUCGUAGAAUCACUAGGCGAGAAUGUCAACCGCGAGAAAAUCAGUAAGAAUGUUACACCUCGUGUCUUUUUAUCGUGUGUAUACAUAGAUUUAUUCGAUUUAGGUAUAUUUCUUGUUUUCUCAGCGAUUUAGUUACUUGCAGUAAAUAAAUCGAAUAUUAAAAUAUAAAAGAAUAUCAAUUGUUGAAGGUAGCCAACGUCGCUCGUCACUCAACGCGAGAGGUGGAGUCACGUCGCUCGUCACUCAAUGCGUGACUCCACCUCUCGCUA